Molecule: messenger RNA, 1601 nt
Organism: Ruditapes philippinarum (Manila clam)
Lineage: Eukaryota; Metazoa; Mollusca; Bivalvia; Venerida; Veneridae
Exons: 3
Coding region: 105-917 (270 amino acids)
Source: RefSeq, a predicted model, not a curated record
UAUGCAAUUUUGGCCGCCUUGCUACUCGGCAUUAUUUUUCCAUAAUGGGCGAGUGAAUGGGCGCACGUGCAGAAUGACGUAAACAGUGUUCAAAGCUUUUGGCAAUGGCGUCGGGUGAAAAAACACUAGAGUCGAUCGCUAACCGAAUUAUGGAUUUAGACCAUAUUAUUGAUCGUAAUAAGAGAAAUGUAACUUUUGAAGACACUAUCAAUUUUGUGAAUUCUAAAAAGAAUUCGUCUACAGUGUCAAAGACAAGAAGUGACAUAAAAAAGUUUCGAGAGUGGCUGAAAAUAGACGGUGAAGACAGGGAUAUUGAAAAUAUAGAUCCAAAAGAACUCGAUAUGUAUUUAUCUAGAUUUAUUCUAACUGUAAGAAAUACCAAAAAUGACGAAGAACUUGAACCCUCUACGAUUCAGGGGAUAAUUUCGUCUAUCCGAAGAUAUCUCGUUGACGUUGAUUAUUCAGAGGAUCUCACAACAUCACCUCACUUUAAACAUACGAGAAAUACACUAAAGGCGAAGGCAAAAGACCUCAAACAAAAAGGACUGGGGACCAAAAGAUACAGAUCAGAUCCUUUCACGAAUGCAGAAAUUGAGACUCUUUACGAGAAGCAACUGUUAGGCGGAAGUAACCCAAAAGCUCUUAUUUCAACUAUCUGGUUGAAUAACACAAUGCAUCUAGGCUUGCGAGGAAGACAGGAACAUGUUACCAUGUUAUGGGGUGACCUUGAGUUGCGAAAGACGAAUGGCACAGAUGUGCGGCAAUAUCUUGAAUUUACAGAGAGGGCAACCGAGACCAGGAAAGGUCUAAAUGAUGAGCCAAGAAUGUUUAAACCUAAACUAUGGGAAGAAAAAGAUGAUCCUCAUUGUCCCGUGAAAAUGUACCUGCUUUAUGAGAAAAAACAGACCAACAGUUGACACAGAGAGUAGGUUCUACCUGCAAGUUAAUAGAUACUGGCAAACAAGGGGCAAUUGGUUUAACACUUGUCCUAUGGGUAAAGAUUCCCUCGGUACAAUUGCCAAGGCUCUAAGUGAAAGUGCCGAUUUCAGUGGAUAACACACAAACCAUUCUGGAAGAAAGACAUUCAUUUCCAAUCUUUUAGAUAAAGGUGUCCCUCCAACAGAGGUUGCUCAAAUUUCUGGUCAUAAAAAUUUGCAGUCACUUAACCAUUACCAUUCCUUAAGCAUUGAACGCCAACAGGAACUGUCGGAGAUAAUACAUGCACCGCAAAAGAAAGACACACCUAGGACAAGUGAAACAAACUUCAGAACUGAUUAAAUAUCCGACAGUGAACUAGUUAACUGCUCACAGGAAGUUGAAAAAACACUUCAAAGUAUUGAAGUAUAUGAAGAAGUUCAAGCAACACCAAGGUUGAAUGUAGGCGUUUCUCAGAGUCCAGGCAGCACUUUUACUAUGUCUCACUUUAGGAAUCAACCACAGUCCAUGUUCAGUGGUUGUACUUUCAAUCAGCCUGUCAAUAUCAUUUUUAAGAACUAAUCUUUCAAAUGAACAAUUUACUGAUAUGAGAUCAGUUUUUUUUUGUAUCCACAGAUAUAGUAUUUAAGGUUGAGUAAUUUGUCGGCGCAUCCAUUGACAAACAA